AUGGCUAAAGUAGCCAAGCGGGUGGGCAUUCAUGUCUGGAGAAUUUAUAGUAUGAUUCCAUCAAGUGGUCAAGAACUCUCCAAUGUACAUCCUUCAAAGUUUGCCUCAAAGAUUAUGCCAACCUCUACCUACCCAUGUCUAUAUAAACAUCCAAUAGAAGUGCUUACUUGGGGUAUAGGAACCUUGUAG
Messenger RNA from Sclerotinia sclerotiorum 1980 UF-70, 189 nucleotides. RefSeq lists its product with no specific name. Bases 1 to 189 code for a protein of 62 amino acids. The transcript has a single exon. The record is from RefSeq and is a predicted model, not a curated record. NCBI's taxonomy places the organism in Eukaryota, Fungi, Ascomycota, Leotiomycetes, Helotiales, Sclerotiniaceae.